This is a messenger RNA of Dryobates pubescens (Downy woodpecker), 1401 nucleotides long. It is a transcript of the gene CDK5R1, whose product is annotated as cyclin dependent kinase 5 regulatory subunit 1. Gene Ontology annotation, molecular function: protein kinase binding; cyclin-dependent protein serine/threonine kinase activator activity. Gene Ontology annotation, biological process: activation of protein kinase activity; positive regulation of cyclin-dependent protein serine/threonine kinase activity; brain development. NCBI's taxonomy places the organism in Eukaryota, Metazoa, Chordata, Aves, Piciformes, Picidae. The record is from RefSeq and is a predicted model, not a curated record. Gene Ontology annotation, cellular component: cytoplasm; protein kinase 5 complex. The transcript has a single exon. Bases 81 to 974 code for a protein of 297 amino acids.
GCCGCGCCGGGGCCGGGGCCGAGGCCGGGGCCAGGGCCGGGGCCGGUGCGGGCGGCGGGGCCCGCCGGUCGGCCGGCGCCAUGGGCACGGUGCUGUCGCUGUCGCCGAGCUACCGGAAGGCCCCGCUGUUCGAGGAGGGGGCGGCCACGGUGGGGCACUACACGGCGGUGCAGAACAGCAAGAACGCGAAGGAGAAGGGCCUGAAGCGGCACUCGCUGAUCUCGGUGCUGCCCUGGAAGCGCAUCGCCGCCGUCUCCGCCAAGAAGAAGAGCUCCAAGAAGGUGCAGCCCAACGGCGGCUACCAGAGCAACGUGACCCACCUCAACAACGAGAACCUGAAGAAAUCGCUCUCCUGCGCCAACCUCGCCACCUUCGCCCCCCCGCCGCCCCCCGCCGCCGCCGCCGCCGCCCUCGCCUCGGCGCAAAAGGCUCCUCCGGCCGCGCCCGCCGCCGCCGCCGCCACCCCGCGCCGGGUCGUGGUGCAGGCGUCCACCAGCGAGCUGCUGCGCUGCCUGGGCGAGUUCCUUUGCCGCCGCUGCUACCGGCUGAAGCACCUCUCGCCCACCGACCCCGUGCUCUGGCUGCGCUCCGUGGACCGCUCGCUGCUGCUGCAGGGCUGGCAGGACCAGGGCUUCAUCACGCCGGCCAACGUGGUCUUCCUCUACAUGCUGUGCCGGGAUGUCAUCUCGGCCGAGGUGGCAAGCGACCACGAACUGCAGGCAGUGCUGCUCACCUGCCUGUACCUCUCCUACUCCUACAUGGGCAACGAGAUCUCCUACCCGCUCAAGCCCUUCCUGGUGGAGAGCUGUAAGGAGGCCUUCUGGGACCGCUGCCUCUCCAUCAUCGACCUCAUGAGCCCCAAGAUGCUGCAGGUCAACGCCGACCCGCACUACUUCACCCAGGUCUUCGCCGACCUCAAGAAGGAAAGCGGCUCCGAGGAGAAGGGGCGGCUGCUCAUCGGCCUCGACCGGUGAGCGCCUGCCAGGUCCCGGGGAUGCUCCGGCCCCGGGGAUGCUCCGGCCCCGAUCCCUCCUGGACACGCAUCGCUCGCCUCGGCCCGGAGCCGCUUCCCGGCGGCUUUUCCAAGCAGGGAAACGCUGGAGCUACUGCCGCUUCCCCCGGGAUGGGGGGAACACGGGGUGUGGGGGGGUCGUCCGCCGCCGGACCGGAGCGCAGACCCCCGCUUUUCCCACUCCACCCCCUGAACCAUCGCCCCCUCCCCAUCCUUCGGGCCCGAGACUGCUGCGGUUCCCCCACCGGAUUGAUUCAGCAAAUCGUGGAUGGAGGCGGGGGAGCAUCUCCGCAUCGAGCACCCCCCCAACACCUCCCCGAGCCCCGCGGAAAGCGGAGCGGGGCUCCGCGGGCUGGGGGCGGGCACCGCAUCACAAAGACCAGGUAGGG